CCGUGGCCAACCCCAUGCACUCCACAGGAGCUCCUGGAGCCAUGAUCCAUGUCCAGGCCAGUCUGCCACAGGGAAUCCUGGGACUCAACUCUCUUUCAACACAUGGAGCCAAUAUGAGCCAGUUUGCCGUGGGUGGGCAGCCACCUCCUGCUCUCCAGACACAGCAACAGCUCUUUCCUCCUCCUCCUCACUCACAGCAGGUCUUUGCCCUAGCCCAGAACACCCAACAGUGUAACCCAGGAGCAAUGUACAACUCAUCCUAUGGGGCUCAGCCACACUUCUCCCAGCCUCGCCUGACUCCUCACUCUGCCCAGGAGCUGCACCCAAAGCAUUACCCCAAGCCCAUCUAUUCCUACAGCUGCCUGAUUGCCAUGGCCCUGAAGAACAGCAAGACUGGGAGUCUCCCUGUGAGCGAGAUCUACAGCUUCAUGAAGGAGCACUUCCCCUACUUCAAGACAGCCCCUGAUGGCUGGAAGAACUCUGUGCGCCACAACCUGUCCCUCAACAAGUGCUUUGAGAAGGUGGAGAACAAGCUGAGCGGGACCUCUCGCAAGGGUUGUCUGUGGGCACUCAACCCUGCCAAGAUCGACAAGAUGGAAGAGGAGAUGCAGAAGUGGAAGAGGAAGGACUUGGCUGCCAUUCACAGGAGCAUGGCCAACCCAGAGGAGCUGGACAAGCUGAUCACGGACAGACCCGAGAGCUGCAGGAGACCCAGCAAGCACACAGAGCCUGAGGGGCCCACCCUGAGCCACAUGGGCACAGCCCAGGGCAGGAUGUCCCUGUCCCAGCUGCAGCCUCAGCCCAUCAUGACACUGUCCCUGCAGUCCCUGCACCACCAGCUCCAGGCCCAGGCUCGCAUCGCCCCCAACUCCCCUGCACCUGCACAGACACCUCCUCUGCACACCCUGCCCGACCUGAGCCACAGCCCCGUGCCCCCUCACCCCCUGGGACGUGCUCCUCCAGACUUCAUCAAUGUCACAGCAGACAUGAACACCGAGGUGGAUGCUCUGGACCCAAGCAUUAUGGAUUUUGCAUUGCAAGGUAACAUAUGGGAGGAGAUGAAAGAUGAAAGCUUCAGCCUUGACACCCUGGGUGCCUUCAACAACUCCCCUCUGCACCUCUCAGACUGUGACCUGGGCACCCCUGGCCUCACCCCAGUGUCCAGUGGCAGUGACCACUCCUUCUCAGACUUGCAGGUCACUGGUCUCUACACCACCUACACCACCCUGGACAACGUGGCAGCUGCUCAGUACAUGAAUCCCCAAGGCAACAAACCCAUUCCUCUGCUCUGAGCUUUGCACC
This is a messenger RNA of Acanthisitta chloris (rifleman), 1302 nucleotides long. It is a transcript of the gene FOXN4, whose product is annotated as forkhead box N4. The transcript is spliced from 7 exons. The record is from RefSeq and is a predicted model, not a curated record. Gene Ontology annotation, molecular function: DNA-binding transcription factor activity, RNA polymerase II-specific; transcription cis-regulatory region binding. Gene Ontology annotation, biological process: regulation of transcription by RNA polymerase II. The coding region runs from base 15 to 1292 and encodes 425 amino acids. NCBI's taxonomy places the organism in Eukaryota, Metazoa, Chordata, Aves, Passeriformes, Acanthisittidae.